Suncus etruscus (white-toothed pygmy shrew) is the source of this 954-nucleotide messenger RNA. RefSeq names its product retinol dehydrogenase 16-like. Gene Ontology annotation, molecular function: oxidoreductase activity. The record is from RefSeq and is a predicted model, not a curated record. The transcript has 4 exons. NCBI's taxonomy places the organism in Eukaryota, Metazoa, Chordata, Mammalia, Eulipotyphla, Soricidae. Bases 1 to 954 code for a protein of 317 amino acids.
AUGUGGCUAUACCUAGUGUCCCUGGUGGGCCUAUAUCACCUUUUGUGUUGGUACUGGGAGAGGCAGGUGGUCGACCAGCUGCAGGACAAGUACGUCUUCAUCACGGGCUGUGAUUCAGGCUUUGGAAACCUGCUGGCUAGGCAGCUGGACCAGAAGGGCUUGAGAGUACUGGCUGCAUGUCUGACUGAGAAUGGAGCUGAGAAGUUGAGGGCGCAGACUUCAGACAGGCUGGACACAGUGAUCCUGGACGUCACAAAGACGGAGAGCAUCGCUGCUGCCACCCGGUGGGUGAAGGAUCACACAGGAGACAGAGGACUUUGGGGACUGGUGAACAAUGCUGGCAUCUUAGGGGUCUUCGGUCCCAAUGAGUGGCAGACCAGACAGGAUUUCAUGAAGGUACUGGACGUGAACCUGCUGGGGGUGAUUGAUGUGACUCUGAGUCUGCUGCCCCUGCUGAGGAAAGCCCAGGGCCGUGUGGUCAAUGUCUCCAGCGUAGCUGGACGCUUGGCCUUUGGUGCUGGUGGCUACAGCAUCUCCAAGUUUGGCAUUGAGUCCUUCUCUGACUCCCUCAGGAGAGAACUCUCCUUCUUUGGAGUGAAGGUGGCUGUGAUUGAGCCUGGUGCUUUCAAGACUGAAAUAAGCCAUAGUAUGACUAUUUCUCAGAACCUCCAAAUUGCAUGGAAUAAAGCCAGCCCAGAGGUCAAGGAGAUCUAUGGAGACAAGUUUCUGACAGACAGUAAGUUGAUACAAAGUCUUCAAUUAUACAAGGCAAAGUUGGAUCUGAAAUUGGUGACAGACUGCAUGGAACAUGCCCUUAUCUCCUGUCACCCUCGCACACGAUAUUCAGCUGGCUGGGAUGCCAAAUUUAUCUACAUUCCCCUGAGCUACAUGCCCACCUUUCUGGUGGAUGCCUUCUUAAAAUGGAACUCGGCAAGGCCUGCCAAGGCAAUGUGA